UUACAAAUCCUAUUUUGUGGAGCGCUCUUAAGGAGCAGAAAACACUACUUGAACACACAAGUAGCGAUAAGAUCUGUGACGUACAUGAUGGCCACGAGUACAAAAGGCAUUCCAAAUUUUUAUCGGAGCCUAAUCACAUUUCAUUUAUAUUAAACACUGAUGGAGUAAGCCUCUACAAGUCCAGUAACGUCUCUAUAUGGCCUGUGUGGUUGGUUAUCAAUGAACUUCCCAAGAACCUAAGAUACAGUAAGAGAAAUAUGAUUCUGCACUCUAUUUGGUAUUCUGCCGAGAAGCCCACCAUGACCACCCUACUCAAGCCUCUUGUUAAUGAUGUCAAUCAACUGUGCCUUCAAGGUGUACAUGUAUCGACACCUGAUGGGGUCAAACUUGCCAGAGGAAUUAUCUUACAGUGUUCUGUGGACUUGCCUGCAAGGGCUUGUGUGCUGCAAAUGAAGCAAUUCAAUGGUGCACAUGGUUGCUGCUAUUGUGAGCAAAAAGGUGAAACUGAGCCAUCCAAUCCCAUGCAUCGUUUUUGGCCCUAUGAAGCAUCUGUUACCAAACGAACACAUGAGUCUUUACUCUCCAACGCAGAAGAGGCUGUCCAAACGAAGAGUGCCGAAAAAGGAGUUAAAGGAUAUUGUGCGCUUUAUAGGCACCCACCCUUUAACCUUGGAGCUGGCAUUGUCAUUGAUGAUCUACACUGCCUCUAUUUAGGGGUUGUCCUAAGCAUGCUGAAGUACUGGUUUGAGAAGGGAAAUAAAGGGAAACCAUUCUACAUUGGUGACAAGAUUGAAUUUUGCAACAAGAGGCUUCUAGGCAUUAAAGUGCCAGACAUUAUUUCCCGGGUGCCUCAUACCUUGCACGAAUUCAAACACUGGAAAGGCUCUCAACUGAAGGCAUGGCUUUUGUACUUUGCUGUACCAGUGUUGUGUGGAGUCCUACCUGCUACAUUCAUGAAUCACUUCUACCUUUUGGUUGCGGCUGCCCAUUUCUUAUCAUCAGAGAUGAUAACCAGUAGACAUAUUGACCUGGCCGAAGGCUUUCUUACUCAAUUUUACAUGCAGAUGUCAGCCUUGUAUGGAAAAAAGAAGUGUACUAUGAACUUUCACAUGCUUUCUCAUUUCACUGAGUGUGUCAGGAACUGGGGCCCAUUGUGGGCAUACUCAUGCUUCCAUUUUGAGUCCAUGAAUGGGCAAUUAAAGUCCUUCUUUCAUGGAACAAGGGACAUGACCCAGCAGGCUAUAUUUUCUUUUGCGAUGAUGCAAUCACUGCCAAGUUUAGCAAUAUCAAGUGAAUGCCCCCAAAUGAAAGCCUUACUAGAGGUUUUAUUUGAUCGCAAAAAACAAGCCUGUCACCCCACUUACACUGGGCUACCCACAGCAGUUGUUGGUGGUAAUACGUUAAUGCUGCCAUCCCCAACACUUCAAGCAGUUUGUCCGGAAGUCAGAGGAAACUCUCGCAUUAACGUGUUUUAUCGACUCUCUCUUCGAAAUUGCCUGUAUUACAGCAAAAAGUACCAUAGAGUAAAGAAGAGAAACAGCUACACCGUUAAGUUUCUCUCUACUGGUGGUUCCGUAGCUUUGGGCCAAAUUGACUACUUCAUUUUGCUGGACAAUUCUUCCCUACUUGCUGUCGUAACAAAAGCUAUUCCAAAUGCUCUUAUGCAUGAGAAAUUAAACGGUGCAAUCGAAGCUUUAGACAAAGUGAUCGUGCCUGUGUCAUUUGGUCCUGGAGUUGAAGUAAUACCUGUUUUGAACAUAUUAUGCAAAUGUGUGUGUGUAGACAUCCUAUCUACUGAAAAGUAUAUUAUUUUAUUCCCAAAUACUGUGUUUGGAGACUAAUUUUUUUAUCCACUAACAGUAAUGAUUUUUAUGAACAGUAUACAAAUGAUUAUUUCAUGGAAUAUAUCUCUUGGACUUGAUUCCUGGAACUUGACUGUGAAAU
Halichondria panicea is the source of this 1944-nucleotide messenger RNA. RefSeq lists its product as uncharacterized. The transcript is spliced from 9 exons. Bases 258 to 1841 code for a protein of 527 amino acids. The record is from RefSeq and is a predicted model, not a curated record. Lineage: Eukaryota; Metazoa; Porifera; Demospongiae; Suberitida; Halichondriidae.